Messenger RNA from Lytechinus variegatus (green sea urchin), 3048 nucleotides. Its product is annotated as scavenger receptor cysteine-rich domain superfamily protein-like. NCBI's taxonomy places the organism in Eukaryota, Metazoa, Echinodermata, Echinoidea, Temnopleuroida, Toxopneustidae. Gene Ontology annotation, cellular component: membrane. The record is from RefSeq and is a predicted model, not a curated record. Bases 296 to 2158 code for a protein of 620 amino acids. The transcript is spliced from 8 exons.
UAUAAUAAUGACUUAUUUGCAACACUUUUAUGCUUACAUGUAUUUCCUGUCGUGUUCAAAUGUGAUAUCAAAAUGCUGUGAUAUUGAAAUCUAUAUCAUACGAAUGACCUUAAUAACAUAAUUUACAGGGAAAAAGAUCUUUUGACCCGGAUAUGUCAUAUCCGGUGCGUCGUUUUCAUAUCACCUCUGCGUUCCAACUACUGUAUGGAUGGAAUAAUGUGCUUGAUCUUUAUGCGGGUACUCUGACGACAUGUAGAAUUGUCAGAAAGAUCUUUUACAAGGAGAACUCGGAAAUAUGGCUAAUAAUUGCUCUGGAAUAUAUCUGUGUUUGGCGUUGACAGCAGCGUACGUGACCUAUGUGUCAAGUGUGUCCAUCCGCCUGACUGGGGGAACGAAGCCCAGCCAAGGUCAUUUGGAGAUCUUGAUAAGCGGCGGUUGGGGUACUUUCUGCGGGAACUCCUGGGACAUUCAGGAUACGGUUGUAGUCUGUCGACAGCUAGGGUUUCCUGGAGCAGUCACCUUCACCUCGACUUCUACCCCAUCGGUUGGAGAUGGAAAUGAUCGUAACACCGGCCUUAUCGUAUGUGCUGGAGAUGAGAGUAGUAUAUCUGAAUGCAUUGAUCCUACAAUCAGCCUAUCGUGCACACGUUUUCUUGAUGUUGAAAUAAUUUGCCAAGAUUUCGGCUAUGAUGGCUGCUAUCUUUGGAAUAAUCUCACCAUAGCACCGUGGCCUACACUGACAAAGACCUCUAUGACGAAUGACUUGUGCCUCGAAGAAUGUCAGAGUCAAAUUCGAGAUGAAGGAUACGCCAUCUUGCAGGAUGCUGACUGUAUCUGUGAAAACUCCCUCACUGGAUUCUCCCCAGCAAAUGACUGGAACUGCACCAACCUCUGUCUUGGCGACCGAUCCCAGUCUUGUGGUGGGCGAAACGCUUACACAGUCUUCAGAACAGAUGUUGGGUUCUGCAGUAAUCCGGAGCCUCCACAUUUGGGUGACGCCACAGUAGAUUGGACUCGAUAUGGAAGCUUCGUUGAGUUCAGUUGUAUACAGGAUUUCGAGUUGGUAGGAAACAGAACUCUUCAGUGUCUUGGUAGCGCUGCUGAUCAACUGGAAUGGAAUGGCGAGACUCCUUUGUGUGCAGAAAAAACAUUCUUAAUUCUUGGGCUAGUUUUCACAGUGAUUGGAGGAAGCAUCGUGUUUCUGUCCAUGGUGUGUGUUGUAGGAUGCGAAAUUCGCAGGAAAACGCGGAUGAAGCAUGUUGGAGGGCAUAACCGAGUCGACACUGAGCAUGACCAUUCCUUAUUCCCAUCGAUGCCAACCAUACAGGACACGCAUGCAGUGCAAUGGAAUCCUCAGUCCGAAAUGGCACAGCAAAGUCACCCUCCUGCCAUGUCUUCCGGUGUACCAAUCUCACAUGCGGCUCCAUCUCGGCCAUUGCAAACACCGCCUCCAUUGCAGGUCGAAAGACGUCUUCCCACUCCUGUCGGCGUUUCAAGUGCCACUGCAGCCUCAUCGGGAGAAUACGCAGGCAUCUACGAGGAGCUAGACGAGUACGUCAGUCCUGGGGAAGACAUCGGUGGCGGAAUGGAACUUGUCUUUGAAAGACAUCCAAGCGAGGAGGAUUCAAACACACUGUCUCCUCAUUCUCCUCAGUCCAUGAGUAUCACAGCAACGGACCAGGAUGAAGCUCAAACAGACGAAGUUUUCCCUGCUCUAGGAAAUGAGAAUAAUAGCAAACCUCCCGAGCAACGGUCUGGCCAAAGCAAAGAAGGAGAGGACGGUUAUUCAAAGGUGCACUCUGACCAAGGAGAAGAUGAACAAGAUAGAUAUCUGAAGGUCCGCUCCGAUAUUGAAGACGGUUAUCUGAAGGUUCGUCCAGAUGAAGUAAAGCCCACUGACCCUGAUGAGGAUCGACCAAAUACUUACCUUGAGGUGAUCGGAGAAGGGGAAGCAUCAGUAAGCAAGCACCACAGUAGUCAUGAUUACUCUUAUAUCUCGGAUAUCAGUAAAGUUGACAUUCGACCGAGACUCCCACUUCCUCUACAGCAAGAUGACGACGGAGAGCAAUCCGAGUACGACGACACAGCAGUCCAACCAGUCUAUAGGAACGAAGGAGUUAUUUUCCCCAAAGUUCGACGCCCUAAUGCUGGAACGUAGAAGGUGUAGUUAUUACUUUCUUUAAGCGGCAAUUCCACCUAACUGACCGAUGUCCUCACCUACUCAGUAUGUUUUCGUUUGUAUAUAGUUUAUGAAUGAAAUAAGCGGUUGAAGCGAUAAACGAAUGAAUUACAUUGAGCUACAGACUCUUUGUGCUUAAUAGCAGAAACGUCAACAGUUUACCUGGGUUUUGUUUUACAACUCAUUAAACUGUUACCAUUGAUAUGUUAAACAAAUAAUGACAACACGUGUGUAUAUGGUGCAGAAAGAUGGACACAUACACACACACCCCCUCCCACAAAAACACGCUCUCUCCCACAAAAUGCACCCGCAUACACCUAAUACACACACACAUUAUAAUAUUUGUGGGUAUUUACAUAAUUAUAUGUCACAGGUAAAAAUUCAAAAUUAACUCUUUACAUCGAUUUUCCCAAGUUAGUUACAGGAGUCUUAAUUUUGACAACCAAAUGUAUUACUAAUUUACCCAACCUCUAAAAAUAGUUAUACUAGAUAGCUAAACAAGGUGAAUGGCUUGUCUGUUAGGGAAAGUAAAUACCAGAGUAAACUCAUUUUCUCUGCGUAAUUUAUUCGUAACUGCCUAACCGUAGCAACAUAUGAAAAUGAGUUUUAUUUGAACGCGUUUAAGCUUUUGAAUCCUAAUGUUAACGGUAUCUAGUGAUUACAUGUUUUGGAACGUAAUUGAAAUGUUUUCUAGUUUAAAAGGACGUUCGGGGUAAAGAUAACGAACCAUACUCGCAGCGACAGGUCGGGAAGGUCUUCGUACUUUUCCGAGUGUAGGGAAUUCCCCAUUACGUUUUCUGAUUUGAUCUAUACACAACAAAAAAGUAAGUCCCCCCUAAAUCAAAUUGCUGUAACUUUUGAACGGAAUU